AUGUCCUCCGGUGGUGCCUCUCUCACCCCACGCAAUCCCUCCGGCAGCUCCUCAAAGGUCAAUGGCAGCGGCAGUGGAGGUGAUAGGCCGAAAUCACACCGAAAGAGGAGUUCGAGUAUCGUAGUGGUACAGAAGAUUGAACAGAGUCAGGAGGAAUUGCUGGAUCAGGCGGCAGGAUUCAAUGCCAAUGCCGAUUGGGUCAAUCAUAAAGGUGCAUGGGUGAUUCACGUCGUCCUCAUACUCCUCGGCAAGAUCCUGCUGGACGUCGUGCCGGGCAUGAGACAGGAUGCCAGCUGGACCAUUGUCAAUCUGGGAUACAUCGCCAUCUCCUACCUCAUGUUCCACCACGUCACCGGCACCCCCUUUGAAUCCAAUGCAGGCGCCUACGACCAGCUCACCCUCUGGGAGCAAAUCGACGAAGGAGCCCAGUACACUCCCGCCAAGAAGUGGCUCACCUCGGUCCCCAUUGGCGUCUUUCUGAUCAGCACCCACUACACAAAGUACAACUUGGGACUCUUUGCACUCAACUUUGGUGCGACCUUCUUUGUACUCCUGCCCAAGCUACCUUUGCUCCAUCGGUUGAGAUUUAGGCUCUUUUCCAGUGGUGGACCUCCUGGCGGGAUUAGUGGGACGAAUUCACCGUACCCGAGCAGGCCGAAUACGCCUGCUGUGCCGUAUUAA
Messenger RNA from Microstroma glucosiphilum, 681 nucleotides. Its product is annotated as Orm1 type endoplasmic reticulum protein. Bases 1 to 681 code for a protein of 226 amino acids. The transcript has 3 exons. Gene Ontology annotation, cellular component: endoplasmic reticulum membrane. Gene Ontology annotation, biological process: intracellular sphingolipid homeostasis; ceramide metabolic process; negative regulation of ceramide biosynthetic process. The record is from RefSeq and is a predicted model, not a curated record. NCBI's taxonomy places the organism in Eukaryota, Fungi, Basidiomycota, Exobasidiomycetes, Microstromatales, Microstromataceae.